Messenger RNA from Penaeus vannamei (Pacific white shrimp), 4560 nucleotides. Lineage: Eukaryota; Metazoa; Arthropoda; Malacostraca; Decapoda; Penaeidae. The record is from RefSeq and is a predicted model, not a curated record.
AUGCCCGGCCAUAUCGUGAAGUCCACCGGGCCAGACCCUGACCCCUCGGAAUGGCUGUUCGUGUCCAGAGAACAAAAGGUCCAAGACCAGAGCAAGCCUUAUAAUCCCAAAAAGUCCUGCUGGGUGCCCUCUGGUGACGGUGGAUUCCUCGAAGGCGAUAUUGUGGGCAGCAAGGGUGACGUUAUGACUGUCCUAACUAAAGGAGGAGACACCAAGACAUGUAAGAAGGACCAGGUUUCACAGGUCAAUCCUCCUAAGUACGAGAAAUGCGAGGACAUGUCCAACUUGACCUACCUUAACGAUGCCUCUGUCCUGUACAACUUAACCAGUCGUUACCAAGCCAAGCUCAUCUACACCUACUCUGGCCUCUUCUGCAUCGCCGUCAACCCCUACAAGCGCUUCCCCAUCUACACCAACCGCACCGUCAAGAUCUACCAGGGCAAGAGGCGCAAUGAGGUGCCUCCCCAUCUCUUCGCUAUUGCCGACGGGGCUUACAUGAACAUGUUGCAAAAUGGCGAGAACCAGUCGAUGCUGAUUACUGGCGAGUCUGGCGCCGGAAAGACAGAGAACACGAAGAAGGUGUUGUCCUACUUCGCCAACGUCGGCGCUUCCACUAAGACGACGGACGAUAGUAAACCGAACCUAGAGGACCAAAUCGUGCAGACGAACCCUGUCCUUGAGGCUUUCGGUAACGCUAAGACCACUCGGAACGACAACUCAUCUCGUUUCGGCAAGUUCAUCCGCAUCCACUUCGCCCCCAACGGCAAGCUGUCCGGCGCUGACAUCGAGGUGUACCUGCUGGAGAAGGCUCGCGUCAUCUCCCAGCAGCCGCUCGAGCGCUCCUACCACAUCUUCUACCAGAUGAUGUCAGAUCAGGUCAAAGAAAUGAAGUCUCUGUGCUUCCUCACCGACAACAUUUAUGACUACCACUUUGUAUCCCAGGGUAAAGUCACCGUGCCAUCCAUCGAUGACAAAGAAGAAAUGGAAUUUACUCACAAUGCCUUUGACAUUCUCAAUUUCUCCAAUGAAGAGCGUAACAACUGCUACAUGAUCACUGCCGCUGUCAUGCACAUGGGCGAGAUGACGUUCAAGCAGAGAGGUCGCGAGGAACAGGCAGAAUCUGACGGCGAAGAGGUCGGCGAGAUUGUGGGCAUGCUGCUCGGCAUCGACAGAAGCGAACUAUACAAAAACCUGUGCAAGCCCAAGAUCAAAGUGGGCACCGAGUUCGUCACGCAGGGCAGGAACGUGAAUCAAGUGAACUACUCCGUCGGCGCCUUGUCCAAAGCAAUGUUCGACCGCUUGUUCAAGUGGCUGGUGAGGAAGUGCAACCAGACUCUGGAGACCGGACAGAAGCGCGCUAUGUUCAUCGGUGUCUUGGAUAUCGCUGGCUUCGAAAUUUUUGACUUCAACGGCUUCGAACAGAUCUGCAUCAACUUCUGUAACGAGAAGUUGCAGCAGUUCUUCAACCACCACAUGUUCGUGCUUGAGCAAGAGGAGUACAAAAGACAGACAAUAGAUUGGGUCUUUGUCGACUUUGGAAUGGAUCUCCAGGCCUGCAUCGAUCUCUUCGAGAAAAAACUUGGCCUCCUCGCCAUCCUCGAGGAAGAGUCUAUGUUCCCCAAGGCAACGGACAAGACAUUUGAGGAGAAGCUGAAGGCCAACCAUCUGGGCAAGUCUCCCUGCUUCAUCAAACACAGAGCUACCAAGCCCGGCCAAGCUGAUGCCCAUUUCGCCAUCGUCCACUACGCAGGCACUGUUCCCUAUAAUGUUACGGGCUGGCUUGAGAAGAACAAGGACCCCCUCAACGAUACAGUUGUAGAUCAGAUCAAGAAGGCCUCCAACAGUCUGAUUGUGGAGCUCUUUGCUGACCACACCGGCCAGUCCGGAGCCGAGGAUGCUGGAGGCAAGCGAGGACGUGGAAAAGGUGGUAAAUCGUCUAGCGGUUUUAAGACAGUCUCUUCGGGCUACAGGGAUCAGCUGAACAGCCUGAUGACAACCCUGAAUGCCACUUACCCGCACUUCAUCCGCUGCAUUGUUCCUAAUGAAACUAAAACUCCUGGCGCUGUCGAUCCUACCCUCAUCAUGCAUCAGUUGACUUGCAACGGCGUGCUUGAAGGCAUUCGGAUCUGCCGCAAGGGCUUCCCCAAUCGGAUGGUCUACCCCGACUUCAGGCACAGAUACGCCAUUUUAGCUUCCAAAGCCAUGUCAGAGAGUGAGGAUGCCAAGAAGGCCACCGCUACGUGUCUGGAAACUAUUAAAAUGGCACCAGAAAGUUACCGCCUUGGAACUACCAAGGUAUUCUUCCGCGCCGGGGUCCUUGGCGGCCUGGAAGAGCUUCGCGACGACCGCCUGGUCCAAGUGCUCUCGUGGCUGCAGGCCUGGAUCCGGGGGCUCAUCAGUCGCGCCCAAUAUAAGAAGCUCCAGGAGCAGCGCGUCGCCCUCAUCGUCGUGCAGCGCAAUCUGAGGAAGUACCUCAGGCUCCGCAACUGGCCUUGGUACCGCAUGUGGCAGAAGGUCAAGCCGCUCCUUAACGUCACUCGCGUCGAGGACAAGAUGCGCGCCCUCGAGGAGAAGGCGGCUAAGGCCCAAGAGGACUAUGAAAGCGAAGCUAAACAUAGAAAAGAACUUGAGGCUACAAAUCUCAUACUGCUUGAAGAGAAAAAUAACCUCAUGAUUGUCCUAGAAUCCACCAAAGGCAGUGUAUCAGAUUACUUAGAGAAACAAGCGAAACUGCAAAGGCAGAAUGCUGAUUUGGAGACUCAUUUAAACGAGGUAGCUGAUCGUCUCCAGCAAGAAGAAGAUGCUCGCAACCAGAUGUUCCAAGGGAAAAGGAAGAUCGAGCAAGAGGCGAGUAACCUGAGGCAAGAAAUCGAAGACCUUGAGCUGACCAUACAGAAAGCCGAACAAGAGCAGGCCUCGAAAGACCACUUGAUUCGGAAUCUCAACGACGAGACGGCUCACCAGGACGAACUCAUCAACAAGGUAAACAAGGAGAAGAAGUGCCUCCAGGAAAAUAACCUUAAAAUUGCUGAGAGCCUCCAGAGAGUUGAGGAUAAAUGGAAUCACUUGAAUAAGAUCAAGGCUAAGCUUGAGCAAACACUUAAUGAACUUGAAGAUUCUCUCGAGCGCGAAAAGAAACUCCGGAGUGAUACAGAGAAAUCUAAGAAGAAGGUUGAGUCAGACUUGAAACUGACCCAAGAAGCCAUCGCUGGCCUGGAGAGAAACAAUAGUGAACUUGAGCAAAGCAUUCAGCGAAAGGAUAAAGAAAUCGCUGCGGUUGUCAGUAAACUUGAAAAUGAGCAAGGGCUUGUCUCGAGAACCCAGAUGCACACAAAGGAGCUGCAACGGCGCAUCCAGGAACUCAAGAAAGAGAUGGAGCACGAGCGGCAGGCCCGGGGGAAGGCAGAGAAAGCUCGAGGACAACUGAGUCGGGAAAUGGAGGAGCUGGUGGAGAGCCUGGACAGGGCUGGAGGCGCGACUGCGGUUCAGGCCAAGCUCAACCGGGAACGGGAGGCUGAGCUGGCCGCUCUCCGCCGUGCUUUAGAGGAAGCCAGUAUGAAGCAUGAAUCUGCUUUCACCAGCCUACGCAAAAAGCAUAAUGAAGCCCUGGGAGAAAUGACUGAUCAAAUAGACCAUCUUAAUAAAAUAAAAACUAGAACUGAGAAGGACAAGGAAACCAUGCGACGAGAAGCCGAAGACGCACGAGCUGCAGUGGACGGCCUCCUUCGGGAAAAGGUUGCUGCUGAAAAGUAUCUGAAACAAGCAGAGCAGCGUUGCCAAGACACGCAGGCUAAGCUUGACGAGGCGAACCGCACCGCCGCCGACCUAGAUGUCGCGAAGAAGAAACUCGCAUCAGAGAACUCGGUCCUUCUUCUGCAGCUGGAAGAAGCCGAAAGCCAGAUUAGUCAGCUCUCUAAACUUAAAAUGUCAUUAACUAACCAACUUGAUUACAACAGAAAAUUAGCUGACGACGAAAGUAGGGAGCGUGUUACCCUGCUUGGUAAAUUCCGCAAUUUAGAACACGAUAUUAACGGUCUUCGGGAGCAACUGCAGGAGGAAGAAGAUGCAAAGGCCAAUAUUAUGCAUCAGCUCGCAAAGGCAAAUGCUGAAUCUCAGGAGUGGCGCUGCAAAUAUGAAUCUGAGGGUAUUGCUCGUGCGGAAGAACUUGAAGCUACAUGUCAGAAACUUACUACGAGACUCAGUGAAGCCGAAUCACAACUAGAACAUCUGACGACGAAAAACCUUACCCUUGAGGAAAACAAGCAACGCUUGGCCACACAACUUACUACGANCGUCGCUUGUGCUCUUUUGGCUUUACCACUGCUAAUGGGUGGAAAUACGCCCGAAACGUUUGGAAAUUUCCAUGAAAAAGAGGACAAAGACGCUCAUGCUCAUGCUAUAAGCACAUCAAAGUUAACUGCAGAAGUCGAAAUCAAAGUAAAAACACUUUAUUCUAUUAAUUACAAUGGUUAUUCUUUUUACAUGGAUUGUGACAGUGUGCAGGGCAGCUCGAAGAAACUAAGAGUCAUCGGUAUAUUGAACAAUGAGACAGUUAUUUAG